This is a messenger RNA of Eptesicus fuscus (big brown bat), 1225 nucleotides long. RefSeq names its product centrin-2. The transcript is spliced from 2 exons. The record is from RefSeq and is a predicted model, not a curated record. NCBI's taxonomy places the organism in Eukaryota, Metazoa, Chordata, Mammalia, Chiroptera, Vespertilionidae. Gene Ontology annotation, biological process: mitotic cell cycle; nucleotide-excision repair; centriole replication. Gene Ontology annotation, molecular function: calcium ion binding. The coding region runs from base 239 to 733 and encodes 164 amino acids. Gene Ontology annotation, cellular component: centriole; centrosome.
CGUUGCAACGGACAACGGCCCAGGAAAGGGGCGUUUCUGGGCGAGCUGCGCUCGAGGCUUGGCUGUUACUCCGGAGCCACUCGGGGCUGAGGAGCAGGUUGCUGCACGGCCGACGGCGUCCGGGACGCGGGAGCGGGGAAGACGAGAGAGCGGGGCGGCCCCACCGCCACCUGGCCUGAAGAGACAGACGCCAGCCUCCUUGCUGGGCCUGUGCCUCCAAGGCUUGAAGAAGGCAAAGAUGGCAUCGUCGUCCUCCCAGCGCAAAAGGGCGAGCCCUAAGCCGGAGCUGACCAAGGAGCAGAUCCAGGAGAUCCGGCAGGCGUUCGACCUCUUCGAUACGGAUGCCACUGGGACCAUUGACGUCAAGGAGCUGAAGGUGGCAAUGAGGGCGCUGGGCUUCGAGCCCAAGAAAGAAGAGAUUAAGAAGAUGAUCGGAGACAUCGACAAGGAAGGGACGGGGAAGAUGAAUUUCAACGACUUCCUGACGGUGAUGACGCAGAAGAUGUGCGAGAAGGACACCAAAGAGGAGAUCCUGAAGGCGUUCAAGCUCUUUGAUGACGACGAGACCGGGACCAUCUCGUUCAACAACCUCAAGCGUGUGGCCAAGGAGCUGGGCGAGAACCUCACGGACGAGGAGCUGCAGGAGAUGAUCGACGAGGCGGAUCGCGACGGAGACGGCGAGGUGAACGAGCAGGAGUUCCUGCGCAUCAUGAAGAAGACCAGCCUUUACUGAGCCUCCCUCCUGCGCGCAAGGCUGGCUUUCGUGCCUGCUGUUGUGUGAAACCCGGGUUUCCAGAGCACAAAUGUUUUUUCCCCACUAACUUCCCUGUGUAACUUUAGUAACAACCUCACACUUAUUUUCAACGUUUGCAAGUUUUCUCUGACAAAAAAAAGUUCUUUGUGAGGUGACCGACCUGCUGCUUCCUUUAAUUCUCCAAACAGAACAAGAGCCCGUUGGACUUUCACCCACCGCCGUCCUACCUUGCAUUGCUUCGCUCUUGCCAUGCAGCCCGCGUGUAUGCUGCCACAGAAAGACUUCGCAGGCAAACACGUGUUGUGACUUUGUCACCACAAACAGCAGGCAUCUCUAUGGUGGUUCUGGUUUGAAUUGACACCCGAGUGCAGCUUUCUCUUUAAAAAAUUCAGUGAACUCUCUCACUUGCACCUGGAUGUGUUUUUCCUAUUUGUUUUGUCUUAAAAUAAAGCCUAAGAAAAAAAAAAAAAA